GAGUGAUAUUUCACGUUGAUGACCUUCUAUUGGAAUCUAGGAGACCUCGGGAAAUCCCAGUCCGAGCAAUGGAAGAAAAGCCCACGUCAGUUGCUGCAUUAGCUUCAAAAUUCAACCACAAGACCAGCACCACCUUGGAAAAGGACGAGAAACUCCCCAGAGGACCAAUUCGGAAAAAACCUCCUUGCUCACUUCCUCUAUUUGGUAUUAGGAAUAAUUUGAAAACUGAAACAGACCAUAAUGGAGAGCAGAAGCCACCAAUUAACGAAGCCUUUCGUCAGCCAAAACUGAAAAUGAAAAACUCCUCUGCUCUCAUUGAGAAGCUCCAGGCCACCUUGCAUUUCUCCCCGACUGCCCUGAUGCCUGGGCUCGGUCCAAAGAGCCCGCUGAAGUCGCCCUUCUCGCCGUUUGCCAGUCCUGCCUCCACUCCUGAAAGCCCUGGAACAGCCUCGCUGUCCAGUGAGUCAGACGGGAGUGUGUCCUUGGACCAACCAAAGGAAGCUGAACCUUUACAGAGCCUGCACAAGAGUCGAGCUCGGCCGUCUCUGAAGCGCCGCCCCCCGAGCAGACGAUUUAGGAGGUCGGUGACUGACGACGUUGGCGACCCGGAACAGCAGGACAACGCGGCCCAGACGGCAGACGCCAAACCCAGCGUGUCAGCGGAGGAUGCCAGCGAUGAGGUUUUUGCUGAGGAUGUUCAAAUCAGUAAUGGGGAGGCCAACUCCUCGGCCGAGGCAGAGGCAAGCACUUCACCUCGCUCCUCCACCGAGGGGGAGGCGGCUCCUUCCCACUCCUCGGCUGAGGAUAAUGUCCAUUCUUCACCUCAAUCGGCCAAAGGGGAGGCAAAUCCUCGCUCCUCCACCCAGGGGGAUGUCCACUCUUCACAUCAAUCGGCUGAAAGGGAGACUCUCUCUUCACCUCUCUCCACGGUCAAGGGGGAGGCAAGCCCUUCAGCUCAAUUGGCCGAGUCGGAGGCUCUCUCUUCACCUCGAUCUGUUGAGGGGGAGACUCUCUCUUCACCUCGCUCCUCCUCCGAGGGGGAUGUCCACACUUCACCUUGCUCCUCAGUCGACCUGUCACCCGAAGAACCAGCACGGAAGAUGCCCAGUGACCCUGUGGCUCCUCAGAGCCAGGAGCCUGAAGUACGUUCUGUUCCGGACCAAUGUGAGAACCUUGAGGAAAACGGUAUUGCUCCAAAGGCGGUUGUGGAAUCUAUAGACAAAGACACUGAGACCCCCAACAGUAUUGCUCAUAACCCAGCGGGAAGUGAGACUGUUUCUGCUGUGUCUCGUCAAGAGCCGGGCACCGAGGAAGCAAAGGCGAUGGACAAGGAGCCGCAAGUGGCCAAUGCAGAGGGAGAGUCUUCUGGAGCAGUUGAAUAAUCAGGAUGUGCCACAGAUGUAACUGAGGCAGCAUUGACUGGGAACUUCUGGGCUCUGCAGCUGAUCAAUUACGUUGUCACCCUUCUCGGUGAAAGGAGGAAGAAAAGAGAUUACUCGUGUCUUGCCGAACUUUCCAUGUGUUCAUCUGCUGGUGUUUGUGUGCAUUGCUGUAUCAGUCUAGCUGUACAUCCACGCUUCCGCUGGUGGCUCAGGGUCCUGGCCGUCUGCACGUUUCCUCAGCAAGGCAGUAACUCGCACAGGGGUGACAUCUCACAAAACACGCUGCACAGCCCUUUCCUGAAAGUAAAUGUGUGUGAUGUGUACACAUGCAGGGGCUGCUGGCUCUAACUUCAUGUGAAUGUGAGACGAUGCUUUUUUAAACACAAGAACAUGUUUAAAUUAUGGUUCUAUGAAGUUGGCACAUUGACAAAUUAUUUCAACUUGGAGUGGACAGGGUGAGAUUUCAGAUCCUGGAAUUUGUUACAGACUCAGACACGUGACUGGCCUGAACUCCACUGGCAUCUCGUUAGGAAGAGAGGGCCCUCAAUUAUUUCACACAUGUAUUCUCUGUUAAAUCCUUCUUGGAUCUUCCUCGUUGGUCAAAUGAGACUGUGGAGGUAUGGACAACCUCUCUGAUUAUCCACCAGGCAUAAUGGUAGCCAGGCAGUGAGAGCCAAACACUAGGGGUUAGUUACUAAAUAUUCUGUUAAUAAGAUUAAUGUCUUCAAAAGUCCACUUAGAUGGUUGUUCAAAACCACUUCCAUUAUAAGCCAGAAAAUGUAUUUGUCCUUAACUUCGGCAUUUAGGGAGCCAUCAUUAAAAUGAGUUCAUUAAACAUGUAACUUGACACUUUCUGCAUGGUAUACGUUGGUGGCACAUCCCCUUCGAUGUUGUCUUUGUUUCGAAUGGAUGAGUAGGCCUCUGCAUCAUUUUGAUGUAAAUAUUGUUCCAUUCACUCGUUUUGCCAAAGAUUCAGUCUUUCUAUAACAUAGAAGUGCACAUGCAUCUUUCACCAGGACACCAGGUUACACUUACACUGGAGAGGAGCACUCAAGAGGUAAAUCACGAUAAUGUUGGUUGAACGAAAGCUCAAUUCUUUGAUAAUUGUAAUUCCCGUUGGUCACGUAGCCAGCCUAACGUCAGAUGGCAGAGCUGUGAUCCCCUCCCAAUGAACAGAGCCAUUCAAUAGUUCAUUAUCUUCUGACCGAGCAUGUCAGCAGAUGACUGGGAUGAUGAUGUGGUUAUACUUAAUUGAUGAAUUAGUUCUUUGUGUAAAAAAAACUACACAGUAACUCCAACCUAACUUUAGAAUGAUUAUCCUGGUAUGGUAUUUUCUAAAAACGUUGAAAUUCUGCAAUUGGGAGGAGGGUCUGACAAUACUGCAUCAAGAAUCCGUCUCUCUCGACUUGGAAUUGAUUAUAUGUGUAGUGGCAGUGUCUGAGCUUCCCCACAGCAUGCCCGCCUCUUUCACAAUGCUUGUCCCAAACUCCAGCCUGUACAUGAACUCCUGGUGCCAUGUGUUGUGUUCUAACAGCACAAUGGACAAGCUGAUCUCCACUCCCUCCCUGGCAUGAAGCUGCUUCUAUUUAACAUUGGUUCACCAUUACCUUUACAGGGUUCAUGAUGGGACGUUGUCUGCCGAUUAAGAAAUAUUGCUUUCACAAAACCCAGACGUAACUAGCAUCUUUAUACUUCACAUUUGCUCUUUACUUCAAGUGAUCACAUUCUGCAACUCUUACCCUGACGUUUUCCUGUGUCAGUCCUGUCACAGUGGCCAAGCGUGCAAGAUACCCACCAACAGUUCACCAUUGCCAACCGCUGAAUGGUCUUCUAUUGUCCAGAACAGUAUGAUGCAGUUCCAUCUCUUGUGAAUAGCUUUUUUUUUAAAUCAUCAAGUGGGGAGAUGGCAUAUUUGUGAAGCAAGUUACAUAAACUAGCAAAUGCAAGCUGAAGUAUUACAAAGCACUGUAGCAGCUUUACAGAAUGGCGAUCUCCCCCUGUAUAAAUACUGCUGAGAUAUACCGGCCAAUCCUCAAAAUGUGAGUUUAGAAAUAAGCUGCAGAAAUACAAAACUGCUGAAAAGUUUGCUACUUCUAGGAAGGCAGUAAAAUUGCCUGGGUUGCAGUAUUAAUGCCAAAGUCUGAGAUUCAAACUUAUUCCAGUGUUUCAGUGGGGAUAAAUCUAUCAUCAGAGUUUGCCUCCUUUCACACAGUAUUAUUCCUCUUGAAGAUUCAACUUUUUACAUCAGUGUCUAAAGUAACGUGACUUAUUAUUGUGACUUAUCGUAACUUCAACCAAUAAACACGUUUCACAUUUCAUGACUUCAUCUCAUCUACAUCAGAAGGUGAUUUAUGUUUAUUAUGACAAGGCAUUUUGGUCAGUGUUAUAAAUGUAAAUCCAAAUCACUUACCUUUCCAAACUGGAUUCUCUGAGUUUGUUAUCAGUUUGAAGAAAGAAUGACAA
Messenger RNA from Amblyraja radiata (thorny skate), 3845 nucleotides. Its product is annotated as capZ-interacting protein. Lineage: Eukaryota; Metazoa; Chordata; Chondrichthyes; Rajiformes; Rajidae. The transcript has 7 exons. The record is from RefSeq and is a predicted model, not a curated record. Bases 69 to 1382 code for a protein of 437 amino acids.